Molecule: messenger RNA, 548 nt
Organism: Drosophila eugracilis
Lineage: Eukaryota; Metazoa; Arthropoda; Insecta; Diptera; Drosophilidae
Product: cytochrome b5
Exons: 4
Coding region: 76-429 (117 amino acids)
Cellular component (GO): membrane; intracellular membrane-bounded organelle
Molecular function (GO): heme binding
Source: RefSeq, a predicted model, not a curated record
CACACUGGAAAAUUCAGCCGAAAAACGAAACAACAGGUUCGCAGUUAAUUUUGGAGAGGAGAGCAGGCAGUUAUCAUGAGCAAGGAAAUCUCUUUGGCCACCGUGAAGCAGCACAACAAGGCCACGGAUCUGUGGGUGGUCAUCAACAACAAGGUGUACGAUGUAACCAAAUUCCGGCUCGAGCAUCCCGGUGGCGAGGACUCCUUGGUGGAAGUAGCCGGUCGCGAUGCCACCAAAGACUUCAAUGAUGUGGGUCACAGUUCGGAGGCAAGGGAGAUGCUAAAGAAAUACUACAUUGGUGACCUGGCUGCUGCUGAUAUUCCCAAGAAGAGUGCAAUUAGCUGCCGCAAUGCCGCGUUGGCCUUGGGCGCCGCCUUUCUUGGCAUCACUCUGGUCUAUGUGCUCCGACGUGGAUUGGCCAAGAAUUAAUAUGCUGCCAGAGGAUCUGAAUACCAUCUUCAUUCCGUGAUUCCAGAGAUAUUUUUCCAAUGCGAAACAUAAUUUUCCAUACAUUUGAUACGAAAUAAACUGUAAAAAUUGCUUAGACA